Molecule: messenger RNA, 1724 nt
Organism: Carica papaya (papaya)
Lineage: Eukaryota; Viridiplantae; Streptophyta; Magnoliopsida; Brassicales; Caricaceae
Product: carboxyl-terminal peptidase (DUF239)
Source: RefSeq, a predicted model, not a curated record
UCUCCCAAUUUCAUUCUCUUCUGCUUAUAUACAUAUACAUACAAAAAUACCACUACCCAAAACAACCCAUCUUCUUCUUCUUCUUCAUUACUAACCAUAUACAUAUAUAUAAUGUUAUAUGAUUCCAAUGCAUGUCAUCAUGAUUUUGAUGCUGCUAUCUCUGUGUAUUGAUCUUCAAAUUUAAUAACCCUUCACCCACCUCUCUUCACACAAAUUUAUAGUUUCAGACUGAGAGAAAAAACAGAUUAUACCAAGUCAUUUUCUUCUUCUUGUUGUUAGGGAUUUAUAUUUAUUAAUUUCUUUUUUUUUUCUCUAGUAAUGGUGAGUUAGUUUUUUCAUCUCUCUCUCAGAGCCAGUUUCUAUCUUGGCACUGAAUGAGAAAAUCAAUGGAUAAUUUUACGAGGAAGAAAUCAAGAUCAACACAUCUUCAUCAAAUUAACCUUUCUCUUUUUUUACCAACUUUAAUCCUUCUCUUCCUUCUCCAAAAUCCCACUCUUGUUUCCUCUCGAAAUUAUACCAACUUCAGACCAGUUAGUAGCUUGAGACUCCGCAGGAUUCAAAACCACUUAAACAAGAUUAACAAGCCCCCUGUCAUGACCAUCGAGAGCCCAGAUGGAGAUAUAAUAGAUUGUGUUCAUAAAAGAAAACAACCAGCUUUGGAUCAUCCGCUUUUGAAAAAUCACAAGAUUCAGAGAGUAGGACCAGAAAUGCCAAAAGCACUGAAAGUAAGAAAAGAAAGGUCAGAGAAAAGAAGCAACGAAGGUUUGAAGGGUGCAUGGCAAAUGUGGCAUAGAAACGGGACAAGGUGUCCCAAGGGAACUGUUCCCAUACGACGCACCACACUGGAAGAUGUGUUGAGAUCCAAGUCUUUGUUUGACUUUGGGAAAAAACAACGUAAGACUCCUAAUGAUCUCACAGCUAGACGUACUGAUGCCCCGGAUGUAGUCAGCGGUAAUGGCCAUGAGCAUGCGAUCGCCUACACCGGAACAUCUCAAGAGGUGUACGGCGCCAAGGCCACGAUAAACGUGUGGGACCCAUCAAUACAAGUGGUCAACGAGUUCAGUCUGUCUCAGAUUUGGAUCCUCUCGGGAUCAUUCGACGGCUCAGAUCUCAACAGCAUAGAAGCUGGGUGGCAGGUCAGUCCGGAGCUCUAUGGUGAUAGCAGACCCAGAUUGUUCACUUACUGGACAAGUGAUUCAUAUCAAGCUACAGGAUGUUACAACCUUCUUUGUUCGGGCUUUGUGCAAACCAACGGCAAGAUUGCCAUUGGAGCUGCCAUUUCACCUGUUUCAACCUACAAAGGCAGCCAGUUUGAUAUAACCAUUCUUAUUUGGAAGGAUCCAAAACUUGGAAAUUGGUGGAUGGGAUUUGGAGGCAAUACACUGGUAGGGUACUGGCCAGCAGAACUAUUCACACACUUGGCAGACCAUGCUACUAUGGUGGAAUGGGGUGGAGAGGUUGUGAAUUCGCGUGCCAAUGGUGAGCACACCUCGACACAGAUGGGCUCCGGUCAUUUUGCUGAAGAUGGUUUUGGGAAAGCAAGUUAUUUUCGGAACCUCGAGAUUGUUGAUUCCGAUAACAGUUUGAGUUCAGUGAGUGAAGUAUCAACUUUAGCUGAGAACACAAAUUGCUACAAUAUUCAAAGUGCUUACAACAAUGAAUGGGGAACUUAUUUCUACUACGGGGGACCUGGGAAUAAUCCACGGUGCUCUUGAAUUAACCAA